CUCUGCAUGGUACCAAAACGAAAUUCCUUAUAAUACUACUGAUCAACAAUCUUUUCUUUGCAAUGGUAACGGAUGUUGUGGGUCUUCUUGCGAUGAACAUAUGAACAUUUUCUGUGCGCACCCAUACUCCCAACCCAAUUGACAUGCACCACACGUUAGUUUACUAUUAAUUUUAACCCACAGCAUAAUGGGCUGCCGGAGUUCAAAGAUUGCGCCCGCUCAACCAGGAAAUGCUGGAGGGCCAUCUGGGGCGUUGCCGCACACAAGAGCGGUCGAUGUGGCGGUCCCAAACAACAACGUUGAAACAGUUCAAUUAAGAGCUUCCGAUGCGGACGGUAACGGCGUCGCUGUUCCGGCGGUCACAAAUCGUCCCGACAUAGCGACUAGCGCGUCGCGGACCAGCCCAGCUACCGGCCCUGAACCAACAAGUGAGGCCGUAAACUUGGGCAAUCGCCGUGAAUUGAGGCAACCCGGCACUUUGGACAGUAGCCUCCACAGGCUACUCACAGAUGCUGCCGAGCAGCUCGAGGUACAUGCCGCAGCAGUGGAAGCCAACGAUGCAUUGCCGGGAUCAGUACCCGAAAGAAUAACCGAAGAUGAGGUGACACCGGAUGAUGAUCCCCAGCAAGCUUCCGCCGAGGAGCCCACUGCUGUUCCUGCAGCAUCAGUACAAGCCCGUGCGGAAUCGCCAAGUUCCACGUCCAGGACAAGAAGCGAGGGCGGCGGUGACUCAGCUUCUGAUAAUGAUGAGGACCCCGCCCCGGCGGCUGCGUCCGAGGAGCCCACUGCCCCUGCUGCAGCAGCAGAAAUGCAACCCCAUUCAUCUUUACCGUCUAUCACAAACAACCGGGCAUCAAAGGCGGCGUCUUCGUGCUCCUCUGAGAUACAGCCGGAGCCUUCCUCGGGCGAUGCGGAUACGCCCGAUGCAGCUGCGGAUACGCCCGAUGCAGCUGCAGAGACGCCCGAUGCAGCUGCAGAGACGCCCGAUGCAGCUGCAGAGACGCCUACAGCAGCAAGCACCAGCAGCAGCAGCAGCAGCCCGCCGGCUCCUCCACCACCUGCCGUACCCACGGACGAGCGCGAGCUGGUUCUCAUCGUGUGGGACUUGGAAAACGUUCGGCUGCCACAUUCGACAGCAGAGGGGCUCUCGCCGGGAGACGUCAUAGGGUAUAUCAAGAACCAUUACAUCAACCAGUUUGACCCACCCCGCUGUGAAUACCGGACUCUGGGAGCAAUUACCCCGGCAAGCUUACACCAAAUCGAGGCAAUCCACCCCGAUUUCGUGACAGAAGCCGUUUCCCAGAUGACGUUGAUCCUGGCGUCCAAGAGGGACAAGAAGUUGGAUGUGGACGUGAUGCUGAAGAAGGAGAUCAACCGCUUCGUGCGGGAUCAUGGGCACCAGGCUCGCGCCCACCCGUGGCGGCAUACUAUCGUGUUAAUCGCCGGAGACAAGGACUACCUAGAACCCCUGCAGGGCGCCCGAGAGGAGGGCUUCAAUGUGGAGUUGCUAGCGCGAGGUGACAGCUCGACCACGCAAGUGAUGCAAUCUCAGGGUACCUUCACCCCAUGGUUGGAGUUCCUUCGGUUCUACAGCGGUCAACAGAACAUCCAACUGCCCUACGAAGAUGAUCAACCUGCCUACCACGCGCGCAGAGGUGGCCGUGGUGGAGGCUACGGCGGAGGUGGCCGCGGUGGAGGCUACGGCAGAGGUGGCGGCGGGGGCAGCGGUAGGAGAGGAGGCAGGGGCUAUUAUAGGUAACUCCGUAUCAGUCUGCGCGGAGUUUAUACAUCACGGGUGAUCGGUGGCGGGGGCGGCUGCGGCAGUGGUGGCAGCAGCAGCAGCCGACGCCGCGGACUCAACAACGUUGCCUACUCAGAGACGAGGGUCGUAACAGGGGUCAGACCCGCACGCAAGUGCGAGCAAUCACGUUAUCAGGUAGCCAACUAACGGUGACAGCGGUACCGUAGUGGUGGCAUUGUUGCACGCAGCGGCAGCAAGUACCAGAUGGUUAGGCUUUAGUUGCAUUGCGGGCCUGCUGCUGCGAAGCAAUUUUUGACGGCGCCGACAAUGUACGCACGAACAAACCCGAUGAUUCCUCAUCAGUAUGAAUUCACCCGUUUCAGAUGUUAGCAGUUUUCCGGGCUUUAGGAUGGAGGACGGAUUGCUAGGAUGGAGGACGACCCAUGGGUCCUAUCUAAGACGAGUAUUUAUUGUAUGGAAUACCGCUGGUAGUCGAGGCGGUGCGCAACGCAGGAUUACGCAGGAUGCUUUCAGGGCCCAGCACUAGGAGCCGCUUGCAGGGCGGUGCGGCUAGCUCCUCCUAGGUGCAUGCAUGCAGCAUUGCUAGCAGGUACGAGUGCGCAGCGUCGAGGUGUGCCAUUAUGUCGACGAUCGUGUCAGUCGCGUGCGUGUAAAGUGUUAGGUAUGUGAGCAUGCACGGUGCAGUAUUUCUUGGGGUGCCCAUGAUGUCCUCAACUACUUGGGCGCUGCAAUGGAUGCUGGUUUCUGGCCCCUUCCACCGUUGGCUGGGGAAGUAAGUGAAUCACGUACGCUUCUCGGAUUGUAGCGUCGUUAGUAGGUACUCCAUACGUUUUGCACGUGGUCUAUUGCAGGAUAUUUCGGCCUUACUUGUUCUUCGUUGGUGUUGGCGUUGUGUACGCUGCUUACGGGGUUAGCCUGGUUCCUGCGGGUGCAUGGUGGGACGGUGUGUGCCGGCUACCGUAUUGCGUUAAACACGAACCGGACGAGUGUGUUGUUGUUCUUUUUGCACGCCAAGCUUUUCAUGUAGCUUUUCUUGUGGCGAUAUAGGAUUUGUUGACUUUGGCGCGGCAUCCAUUAGGGCAAAGAGUAGAGCUUAGGAAGAGGAUGAGGUUGAUUCUGAGCAGCAUCGUGCUCCCCAUCGCGUUUUCGUGGGCGUCAUCCUUUUCUCAUAUUAAUUCAGCAAAUUCAGCUUUAAGUGUAAUCGGGUAAGCCAUAGCUUGUUCCUGGUUAAACUAGCGAGAGAUG
Molecule: messenger RNA, 3007 nt
Organism: Astrephomene gubernaculifera
Lineage: Eukaryota; Viridiplantae; Chlorophyta; Chlorophyceae; Chlamydomonadales; Astrephomenaceae
Source: the annotation of a GenBank genome assembly